Drosophila serrata is the source of this 2482-nucleotide messenger RNA. RefSeq names its product Cell division cycle 6 (gene Cdc6). Gene Ontology annotation, biological process: DNA replication initiation; cell division; mitotic DNA replication checkpoint signaling. NCBI's taxonomy places the organism in Eukaryota, Metazoa, Arthropoda, Insecta, Diptera, Drosophilidae. Gene Ontology annotation, molecular function: DNA replication origin binding; ATP hydrolysis activity. The record is from RefSeq and is a predicted model, not a curated record. Gene Ontology annotation, cellular component: nucleus.
AUUUCGCGCGCUUUUUGACUGACGGCCAGCUGGCUUCUACCUCGUCGCGCUUCUUUAGUUAUUAACUAUUAUUUAAUCUUUACUGCCCGCCGACUAAUAUAUUAACUAACCCAAUGGCCGCCGUGCGUCGCUCCACGCGCCUGAGCAGCAUCAGCAAGGCCGCCACCGCAUCGCCCUCGACGCAGACGCAAGUGCACACGCCGCGGCGAUCCGAGGUUUGGCGGAGAAGACAGCCGAAGCAAGUGCUCGCCGACAGCGACGAGGAGGAGGAGGCAGUCAGUGAUCAUCGGCUGAUUGGGUCUGUUUCAGAGAACAACGAGAACCGCAACCUGCUGAACAAGAUGGACAAGGACAGGACAACCAGGCGGAGGACGAACACAGGGAAGGUGCCACCACCAGAGCACCAGCUACCUGCAGAGCAAAAGACGCCACGCAGCACGAAGAAAACUGUAGCGGCGGCUGCAGCUGCGAUAGCGCGUUCCCGGGAAGCCGCCACUAUCUUUGUGGAGAGCAGUAGCGAUGAGGAGCGGGAUGUUGACGUGCUCCAUGUCUCACCGCCCAAGCAGCGCAGGCUACAGCCGCUGCCGCAGCACCUGAUCAGUCCAUCUCGGCUGCUGGACAGGCUCAGCAUAGACGAGCGUCCGGAGGAAGACGAAGAAACCAAGACUGACAAGCCAGAGGGGCAGGAAACACUCCGGCACAAUCAUCAAACGAAUAAGGCGGAAACUUUGCCAGAGGAGUCUGUUUCCAGGCCACAAUCGAAGCCUCCAACUAAGGAACAGGUUAAGCAGAAGCAGCAACCCCAAUCCGAGCCAGAAACAUUGCCCUCUCCGCCCCGCAACAAAUACCAAAAUGCACGACGCGUUCUCAACAGCGCCGAGACUCAAAAUCUUCCAGGACGCGAGGAGCAGCUGCUUGAACUCCGGGAAUUCUUCACUAGCCACUUAGAGAGCCAGACCUCUGGUAGCCUCUAUGUCUCUGGGCAGCCAGGAACAGGCAAGACUGCCUGCCUAUCACUGCUACUCCGCGACCCCGCCUUCUCCAAGCGCCUGCAACGCGUCUACAUCAACUGCACCAGCAUUGCCAGCGUGGGAGCCGUGUACAAGAAGCUCUGCGCCGAGCUACAACUGAAACCGAACGGGCGCACCGAACGCGAUCACUUGGAGGCUAUCCAGCGGCAUCUGCGCUGUGCCAAGCGCAUGCUCCUGCUGGUCCUGGACGAGAUCGAUCAGCUAAGUACGAGCCGGCAGGCUGUGCUUUACACGAUCUUCGAGUGGCCCGCCUUGCCGGGCGCCAGGAUACUUCUCGUUGGCAUUGCCAACAGCUUGGAUCUCACGGAUCGGGCGCUGAUGCGCCUGAACGCCAGGUGCGAACUAAAACCGAGGCUUAUGCACUUUCCGCCCUACUCGAAACAGCAGAUCGUGGAGAUUUUCAAGUCGCGCCUGGCCGAAGCCGAGGUGCUGGAUGUCUUUCCCCUCACCCUGCAGCUACUGGCCGCCAAGGUGAGUGCAAUCAGCGGGGAUGUGCGACGAGCUCUGGAUAUCGGCAGGCGAGUGGUGGAGAUUGCAGAGCAGCAGAAGCGCGAUGGCGAAAAGGAGUUCAACAUGAAGGCCCUGGAACUGGAGGGCAAGGACGCCGCAGAGGCCAGAGAACAGAAGGAUACCCUGAAGCCCGUUCAGGUCACUCAAGUAGCAGCGGUGCUAAAUAAGGUCUAUGGAGCCUCGCAAAACCUAGAGGAGGACAUCGAGGCCGCCUUUCCACUGCAGCAGAAACUGAUGCUCUGCAGCCUGGUGCUGAUGCUGCGUAACGAGCGUAACAAGGACAUUAGCAUGGGACGACUGCACGAAGUGUAUCGCCGGGUGUGCUCCAAGCGUAAUAUUCUAGCCCUGGAUCAGGCAGAAUUCGCUGGCACCGUGGACCUAGUGGAGACCAGGGGCAUACUGCGCAUCAUUCGCAAGAAGGAGCCCCGCCUGCACAAGGUGCUGUUGCAAUGGGACGAGGAGGAAGUGCACGCGGCUCUCAGCGACAAGCAGCUGAUCGCCUCGAUCCUCAGCGACACCGCCUGCCUAAGCAAGUGAUGAUGGGUGCUCGGUAUGAUGAUUACCUUUACUAAAUUAGUUUACCAAACAAUUCGCGCUGGUUAAUUGCGCAUUUCUCUCAUUUUCAUUCACCUUGGGGACGCGCAUAUAGGAAUAUAUAUAAGAAUACUUUUUGACGCUAAAUUUAACAUUCGCGGCUGUUGCGCCAGCACUGAAAUAUUUUGAAAUAUCAUUUGAGGGUCACUUUCGACAUUUUGCUCUGACUUUAAUUGAAUCGAAUCUUUAGUUUUUCGUUUUUAUGUGUGUCAUAAAUUAAGUAAAUGUUGCGGCGACCAUAUAAUCUAUUUCUGAUCCGAUCCCUUGACCAACAAUCUAGACAAUUCACUUCCUGUUAGCCCUAAGCAAUUAAAGAAUAAACUAUAUACAAAAUCGCAAAAGUGAAA